UCUCUCUCAUCUCCCCGACUCUGAAUCAGUCUCUGCAACCUCUCAACCUCUCUCUUCGUGUCAGUCCACCGAAUCCCUCCGCCUCCUGCCCCACUGGCCUCAGACGAACAAUCCCCUCAGUGAUUCGUGUUCCUUGGCUGCCUCGAAGUUCUCUAUGAAGACAUACAUUUUGAGAUAAAGAGGUAGGUAGGUUCGCAACCGUGGAGUUGAAGUAGCCCGGUUCCACGACCACGGAGGAAGUCGUCGGAGUGGGUCGACCACCGUCUGCUGCCGAUGUCUUUGGAUUCGAGCAAUUAGAUCUUCUUCCCUGUGCCCCCCCAAUUCCCCCCUUUCCAUUAGUUGCGCCCAGUUCUCAUCUAGGUACCCGCCUGGCCCGGGCCACUGCCAAUUGCUCAAAUUUUCAAUUUUGACCAGAAGCUAAAGCCAGUUUAAGUACGUGUGACUGUACGAGAAGACAUGGGGAAUCCUGAGCAGCCCAAGCGAAGAGUUGCCUUUGUUCUGAUUGAUGGGUUGGGAGAUGUGUCAAUCCCGCGUUUUGGUUACAAGACUCCUCUUGAAGUAGCUAAAGUGCCCAACUUGGAUGCAAUUGCCUCUGCAGGAGUUAACGGGCUCAUGGACCCUGUGGAGGUGGGAUUAGGCUGUGGAAGUGACACUGCCCAUCUUUCUUUGCUGGGCUACGACCCAAGAGUCUACUAUCGUGGUCGAGGUGCCUUUGAGUCCAUGGGAGCAGGGUUGGCAAUGUCUCCUGGUGAUAUUGCAUUCAAGUCGAAUUUCGCGACAUUGGAUGAGAAAACUGGAAUAGUUGUCAGUAGGAGGGCUGACCGACAUUUCGAAGAAGAAGGGCCCAUCCUCUGCGCAGCACUUGAUGGAAUGAAGAUUCCAUCUUUUCCCGAAUAUGAAGUCAGAGUAAGGUAUGCAACUGAGCACAGGUGUGGAGUUGUUGUAAAAGGGCCAAAAUUAAGUGGAAACAUAUCAGGAACCGAUCCGCUGAAAGACAAUCGUUCACUCCUGCAAGUUCAACCUUUAGAUAAUUCAGAAGAAGGGAAGCGUACAGCCACUCUUGUUAAUGAGUUGUCCCGGGAGAUUUCGCGGAUUCUAGUCUCUCACCCGCUUAAUGCGAAAAGAGCAGCUGAGGGGAAGAACAUUGCAAAUGUCGUUCUUUUACGAGGUUGUGGUAUAAGAAUUGAGGUCCCUCAAUUUGUAGAGAAACACGGGCUCUGGCCUUGCAUGGUGGCCCCCACUAAAAUUAUUGCUGGUUUAGGCCUGUCGCUUGGUAUUGACAUUCUUGAAGCUCCUGGAGCCACUGGAGAUUACAGAACACUCUUGACUUCCAAGGCGUUAGCUAUUUCUCGGGCUCUGUCAGCUCCUCUCAAUCCUUGUCCCAAUGUUUUCAUACCAGGGGAGGAUGAACAUAAACCUGGGCGACCGAGUGGCUACGAUUUCGCGUUUCUUCAUAUCAAGGCCAUAGACGAUGCUGGUCAUGACAAAGCAACCGUCUUUAAAGUGAAAGGACUGGAGUGUGUGGAUCGAGCCAUAGGACAACUAGCAAAAUUCCUGUGGGAGGCAGAGUCAACUGGGAAUUUCAAGUACGCACUAUGCGUCACAGGCGACCACUCCACGCCGGUCGAGUACGGUGACCACAGCUUUGAGCCUGUCCCAUUCACUUUGUGCUGGUUGAGGGAUUUUGUUGAGGCAGUGGGCGGCGAGACUGUUCUUGAACAGAUUUCCUCUGACCCAUUUCCUCUUCCAGCCGUCAAGACGGGUGAGGACCUUAAAGAAGAUCUAGAAGGAGACGAACGAAAACCACGAGUCAAGUCUUUCACGGGCGACUCUGUGGCAGAGUUCAAUGAGAUAGCAGCUGCGAGGGGAUGUCUUGGGCGGUUUCCGGGAGGGCAGAUGAUGGGUAUAAUUAAGUCGUUUCUUGAAUUAGAUCUGUAAUAAAACAUAUCCCUAUCCUGACCUGACAAGGGGGCCUUGAUCUAACAAAAUUUUGGCAAUAAAGGCUCUCAAUGGUUUCUUUCUUCACA
Messenger RNA from Punica granatum (pomegranate), 2027 nucleotides. Lineage: Eukaryota; Viridiplantae; Streptophyta; Magnoliopsida; Myrtales; Lythraceae. The record is from RefSeq and is a predicted model, not a curated record.